AUGUCUGGGACUCCCAAGCGCAAGCCCCCUGCGCAGUGUGAGGGCCCUGACAAGAAGAAGGGACGGCAGGGGACAGAGGAGGACAACUUCCGCUCCACUGCGGAGGCCCUCAAGGCCGCGCCCACAGAGAAGCGCACAGUCCGCGUGGACCCCUCGUGUCCUCUCAGCCACAAGCCUGGGGCCCAGGUGCACGAGGACUACGACUGCACCCUGAACCAGACCAACAUCGGGAACAACAACAACAAGUUCUACAUCAUCCAGCUACUGGAGGAUGGCGGGCGCUUCGCCUGCUGGAACCGCUGGGGCCGCGUGGGAGAGGUGGGCCAGUCCAAGCUCAGCUACUUCCCGUCCCUGGAGGAUGCAAAGAAGGACUUCGAGAAGAAAUUUAAGGACAAGACCAAGAACAGCUGGGCGGAGCGGGAGCACUUCGUGGCCCAGCCCGGCAAGUACACGCUCAUCGAAGUGCAAGGCGAGGAGGAGGCCCAGGAGGCUGUGGUGAAGGUGAAGUGGCCUCUCCUCAGGUGCCAGCUCCAGCUGCUGGACCCAGAGGCGCCUGAGUACAAGGUGAUCCACACCUACUUGAAGCAGACCGGCGGCAGCUACAGGAGCCCGGUGCUACGGCACGCUUGGAAAGUGAACCGAGACGGGGAGGGAGACAGGUUCCAGGCCCACUCCACACUGGGCAACCGCAGGCUGCUGUGGCACGGCACCAACGUGGCCGUGGUGGCCGCCAUCCUCACCAGCGGGCUGCGCAUCAUGCCGCACUCCGGCGGCCGCGUGGGCAAGGGCAUCUACUUCGCCUCGGAGAACAGCAAGUCGGCCUGCUACGUUACCACCAUGUCAUGUGGGGCCCACCACAUCGCCUACAUGUUCCUGGGGGAGGUGGCCUUGGGCAGAGAGCACCACAUCACGGCUGAUGACAACAGCUUGAAGCAGCCACCCCCCGGCUUCGACAGCGUCGUCGCCCGAGGCCACACGGAGCCUGAUCCCACCCAGGACACGGAGCUGGAGUUGGACGGCCGGCGAGUGGCAGUGCCCCAGGGCCAGCCCAAGCCCUGCCCCGAGUUCAGCCAUUCCUCCUUCUCCCAGAGCGAGUACCUCAUCUACCAGGAGAGCCAGUGCCGCCUGCGGUACCUGCUGGAGGUGGGCCUCUGAUAGCCGCCCUCACCCAGGCCCUGCCGGGGAGAGACUGCCGUCUGUCUUCUCGUCCAGACCCGGCCCCCAUGUCACCGCUUCUUGCUCCCAAAUCUCCCUUCUGUGUCCCAGACAGUGGUCCCCGCCCCCUCCAAUCCCCACUGCCCUGGCCUGGCUGUGGCCCCGAGUCUCGCCUGCUAACGUGACAGGAGUGAGGGACUGGCGGUAUCCCUGGGUCACAAUGCCGCAGCCUCUUCAGGGCUGUGUCAUCAGAGGGGCACAGGCUGAGGGUGUCAGACCUCUUACCCGCCCGGGCUGUCCACCAGGCCCAGCCUGUCCAUCCCAGAGGUGUGACCGCCAGUGGAGGCUGGACAGCAGGCAGCAAGUUUAUUAAACACUGUCCACUCACCCCA
Messenger RNA from Myotis lucifugus (little brown bat), 1547 nucleotides. It is a transcript of the gene PARP3, whose product is annotated as poly(ADP-ribose) polymerase family member 3. Gene Ontology annotation, cellular component: site of double-strand break. The coding region runs from base 1 to 1155 and encodes 384 amino acids. The transcript has 9 exons. The record is from RefSeq and is a predicted model, not a curated record. Gene Ontology annotation, molecular function: NAD+ poly-ADP-ribosyltransferase activity. Lineage: Eukaryota; Metazoa; Chordata; Mammalia; Chiroptera; Vespertilionidae.